Messenger RNA from Bursaphelenchus xylophilus (pine wood nematode), 410 nucleotides. The record is from the annotation of a GenBank genome assembly. Lineage: Eukaryota; Metazoa; Nematoda; Chromadorea; Rhabditida; Aphelenchoididae.
AUGGAUACGAUGGGUAGGAAUAUUCGGUUUCAGGAUGGGCAUAUCGCAACUCGAAAACAAGCUGAAACUUGGCUUCGGCGAGCUGCGAUAGCUUGCUUUCCGAGCUACUACCAUUUCAGCGAAGUUUAAGUUAGCGCAUUUGGUCCCCGAUCUCAGCCCGGUGACUUUCCGGAGGAGCUAGUAAAAAGGGAAUGACGAUUAAUUUUUUUUUUAUUUUAGAGUGUGUCAGUUUUGUUACUUGCCCGGUUGGAUUCAUCUGUUUUGACGGAAUCUGCAUUCCAAAUCCCUUCCCGCCACCAUUUCGGGCCAGGGACAGAUCGGGUCGCCACACUUCGGGUCAACGACACCUCGGGUCACCGACAUUUCGGGUCAACGAUACCGUUUUCCCCAAUCGUCCCAGUUCCGAUUAG